Opisthocomus hoazin is the source of this 1078-nucleotide messenger RNA. RefSeq names its product methyltransferase 18, RPL3 N3(tau)-histidine (gene METTL18). Gene Ontology annotation, cellular component: nucleus. The record is from RefSeq and is a predicted model, not a curated record. Gene Ontology annotation, biological process: peptidyl-histidine methylation, to form tele-methylhistidine. Gene Ontology annotation, molecular function: protein-L-histidine N-tele-methyltransferase activity. NCBI's taxonomy places the organism in Eukaryota, Metazoa, Chordata, Aves, Opisthocomiformes, Opisthocomidae.
AUGGCUUUUCGAUUUAAUUUUUCCAUUGAUGAAAUUGAGCACAGCGAAGCAGCCACUCCCGACGAGGUGGACGCGCAGCGGUGCACUCUGAAACGCAAGCAGGAAUCCACAGAAAAGAGCAAGCAAACUGCUGGGACCGUAGCGGACUCCAGCCCAAGGCUGGGUGCUGGUGAGGGACGAGACGAGACACCACCAGAGAAAAAGUUCUGCUUUAAAGCUGCCAAGGAGCACAAGAUACCUGAAGAUCUCAACAAAGUAUUGGAAAAUAAAGUCCUGGAAACAUUAUCAGGCCUGUAUUACGUAAAUAUGUCCGUAGUGGAAAUGAUGUGCGUGCAUGGUGCCGAUGCCGAAGGCAUUGUGUCUAAAAGUGUUUCUUCUCGCUCCGAUCUCAUCCCAGGAGUCUACGAGGGAGGACUGAAAAUCUGGGAGUGCACCUUUGAUCUCAUAGAUUACUUCUCCGAGGCUGAAAUACACUUUGCCAACAAGACAGUAUUGGAUCUUGGCUGCGGGGCUGGACUGCUGGGAAUAGUUGCGUUAAGGGGAAAAGCUGAAAAAGUCCAUUUUCAGGACUACAACAGCACAGUGAUUGAUGAAAUAACCUUGCCCAAUGUGGUGGCUAACUGUAUAAAUGAAGGCAGUAGGAUGGGCAGUGGAGACCACAGAAAAACUAGCAAGCCUCCUUUGAAGAGGCCCAAGAAAGCAGAGUGCUCACCUGAUGCGCUCACCAAAUGCAGAUUUUUUUCUGGAGAAUGGUCUAAAGUCAGUGAGCUCCUGUUAAGCAGCAACGAACCCUUUUUGAAGUACGAUAUAAUUCUCACAUCCGAGACCAUCUAUAAUCCUGACUACUACAGUGCUUUGCACGAUACACUGGCUCAGCUCCUGGAUAAAAACGGCCGUGUGUAUUUGGCAAGCAAAGUGCUUUAUUUUGGGGUUGGCGGUGGUAUCUACCUCUUUGAGAAAUUCAUUGAGGAGAAGAAUGUGUUUAGGAGCAGCAUCGUUAAAACAAUCGAUAAGGGACUGCAGCGAUGUAUUAUGGAAAUUGCCUUUAAAGAUUCCAGUUAAAAUUCAACCACUGGUC